Messenger RNA from Cololabis saira (Pacific saury), 1553 nucleotides. RefSeq names its product tripartite motif-containing protein 46-like. The record is from RefSeq and is a predicted model, not a curated record. NCBI's taxonomy places the organism in Eukaryota, Metazoa, Chordata, Actinopteri, Beloniformes, Belonidae. Gene Ontology annotation, molecular function: zinc ion binding; ubiquitin-protein transferase activity. The transcript has 6 exons. Bases 334 to 1353 code for a protein of 339 amino acids. Gene Ontology annotation, biological process: positive regulation of DNA-templated transcription. Gene Ontology annotation, cellular component: chromatin; nucleoplasm.
UGUCUGGCUGAGGAAUAAAGCCACAGGCAUCUGGCAACAUCCAAGAAUCGAGGAUACAUGUUUGACAUGAGCAACAAAUCUAGAAAUUAGCUUCUUUUAUUUCAUUUAUAGGUGCCGUAUGGCGAUGCCUGUGUCUUAUUAGUCUAUUUUCGUGCGAGGUGUCUGGACGAGAGUCUUCAGGGAAAUAAUAAUAUUCUCAAGACUGUAAACCGACUUUAAUUUCCUUUUUUUUCAUUUCUUUUCAAACAAUCUAUGGAUAACAUUAACAUAUGUGUGUUUAAUUAACAUGUACCGCACAAUCCGUGGCCUAGGUACGUGUGAAAUCAUAUCCAGAUGAUGAAAACAGGGAGCAGCUAUUAUCAUCAUGUGCCGGAGAUGGAUUUAAAAACAGCCACAUCAGCGAUGGAUGCUCUGGUUCGUGUCAGCUCUAACAUGAAGAGCCUGGAGCACGAGCUGCAUUGCCCUGUGUGUAAGGAAAUAGUCAAACAGCCUGUGGUCCUGCCGUGCCAGCACAGCGUCUGUCUCAUGUGUGCCUCCGAGGUCUUAGUUGCAAAUGGCUACCCGCUUCCAGAGCUCCCCCCAGAACCCAACUCCCCGGCCUCCACACCCAACAUGCGCUCACCUCGUCAAGUGCGCCGGCCCACUCCCAAAGCUGAGCAGCGGCCCAUUGACCGUCUGCUGAGGUCAGGUCCCCACCCGCCUUCACCGUCCAUGCCUCGCUCUCCCGGAUACGGGACGUACCCGGGGCGGCGCCGUAAGGAGGCUCCACCCCUGGUGAUGAUGUUCCCCUGUGUCCCGUGUGGACGGGAUGUUGAACUGGGAGAGAAGGGCCUUUCUGACUGUCUCCGCAACCUUACUUUGGAGCGCAUCGUGGAGAGGUACAGACACACGGUGAGCCUCGGCAGCGUCGCCGUCAUGUGCCAGUUCUGCAAGCCUCCUCAAGCGCUGGAAGCCACCAAGGGCUGUGCCGACUGCAGGUCCAAUUUCUGCAACGAGUGUUUCAAGCUCUAUCAUCCCUGGGGAACCCCGAGGGCCCAACAUGAACACAUCCAGCCCACACUCAAUUUUAGACCCAAGGUCCUGACGUGCCCGGAGCACGACCAGGAGAAGCUGCAGUUCUACUGCAGGUCCUGCCAGCGCCUGCUCUGCCCUCUCUGCAAACUGCGUCGGAUUCACACUGGACACAAAAUCCUCCCGGUGGCGCAGGCGUACCAAGCUCUGAAGGAUAAAAUUAGUAAGGAGAUGAACUAUAUUCUGUCCAACCAGGACACAGUUCUGGCUCAGAUUACCCAGCUGGAGACGUCAAUCACUCAGACGGAGGUGAUUAAAUCUUACCAUAACAUGUGGCUGUGAGACGCUAAAUCCCAUAAAGCUGUUUAAGCAACUUGUGUCUUUAUGUGACCUGGUGUUUACUGGGGAAGGGAAGAAAAACAUAUAUUAUUUAUUUCAUUUUAGUUGUUACAAUAUCAGUUUUGCAUUUGAAGGAAUAUUUGGCUACUUUUAUCUUUUAUUUUGAGCUAUACUGUACAAAAUGAAAGCAAAUUUGGACCAGA